AUGAGCGGUAUAGUUCGUGUUGCAUAUGGAUGCGAGACGGGUGACUUUCUUGGCGAUUACGGCCAUGUUACUCAAUGGUCCGUCAUGCAGCUCGGAUUUGCUGUUAUGUGUACCUGCAUGCCUUGUUUCCUUACUGGACUACCAGUCAACGAAGCGAAUGGUGGCGACAGGCUUGUGUGGCUUGUAUUUCGACUCCCGGAGCAACCUAAUGGUGUCAGUAUGCCAAGCCAAUCUCAAACACCUGCUCGCGGCGACCCCAACGUGCCAUUGACGACCGUCCCUCAACAACAAGCUUCAUGUGAGCAACAUGACAAACAGUCUGCCGGGGACAUUAGGACGGUCUGCUCACUUGGAUCAUCUUGCGCCGAGAGCCAAGGAGAGGGUUAUGGAUAA
Aspergillus aculeatinus CBS 121060 is the source of this 393-nucleotide messenger RNA. RefSeq lists its product as uncharacterized. The transcript is spliced from 2 exons. Bases 1 to 393 code for a protein of 130 amino acids. The record is from RefSeq and is a predicted model, not a curated record. NCBI's taxonomy places the organism in Eukaryota, Fungi, Ascomycota, Eurotiomycetes, Eurotiales, Aspergillaceae.